CAGCUGAAGAACAAAUUUCCCAAAACCCUAAAAAAACUAUGGCUUCAACCUCUAAUCGCCAUGUCGAGGGUACUGCUGGUAGGAUCAAAACAGCCUCUAGCAAUAUUUUCAAUGAUAAUCAGGCUCUCGUCGGUGAAAUUAGGAAAGUUUCAACGAUGAUUAAAGGAGUAGCCGUCGAUUUGGAGAAAGAGAAUCGAUCUCAAAUGGUGAAAGAGCUUGAAGAUGCUGUCAUCGAGUUACUGAAAACAUCGAAUGAUUGCGCACAUUUCUCAUCUGCAGUCCAAACUGUUGGGAAUUCUUACCUCUCCAUUCUCUUUUCCCCUUUGUUCCGGAAUUUAACCGAUUUUAAGAAAUUGUUUGACGAGGAAGAAACGAAAACGAAGGCUGCUAACCCUUUGAAUCUUCAGAACAAUUCAUCUCUACAUCAGUUCAGAGAAGCUAUUUGGAAUGUUCACCAUGCAGGUCAGCCAAUGCCUGGUGACGAGCAGGAGGACAUCGUCAUGACAAGCACUCAGACUAGCAUUUUAAAUAUCACAUGUCCAGUAAGUGGAAAGCCUAUUACUGAACUACAAGAUCCUGUUCGGAGGUUUGUUAUGUCCAGGGUGUCGUAUCCAGAGCUGGCUUUAAGGGUGCAGUGA
Messenger RNA from Papaver somniferum (opium poppy), 638 nucleotides. Its product is annotated as E3 SUMO-protein ligase MMS21-like. The record is from RefSeq and is a predicted model, not a curated record. Gene Ontology annotation, cellular component: nucleus; Smc5-Smc6 complex. Bases 39 to 638 code for a protein of 199 amino acids. Lineage: Eukaryota; Viridiplantae; Streptophyta; Magnoliopsida; Ranunculales; Papaveraceae. Gene Ontology annotation, biological process: protein sumoylation; double-strand break repair via homologous recombination. The transcript is spliced from 6 exons. Gene Ontology annotation, molecular function: SUMO ligase activity; zinc ion binding.